Messenger RNA from Camelina sativa (false flax), 459 nucleotides. NCBI's taxonomy places the organism in Eukaryota, Viridiplantae, Streptophyta, Magnoliopsida, Brassicales, Brassicaceae. The record is from RefSeq and is a predicted model, not a curated record.
AUGGAUAAGAGUUUCGUCACCCUGGAUCUGUUUCCGUAUGACAAGCCACAUGACCCCAAGGUUGCUUGUGGACCAACAGCCAAUAAGCAAGCCGAAGAGAAAAUAAACCUGGCGAGGAUGAGGUUUAUGACCGACAUUCUGAGGUAUCUCCCUGUGUUUGAAGUACUCGAAGAAGGCCCUGGCUUAACAGUCGACGUGUAUGAUGACGACACUUCUACUAUGCACAUCGUGGUUCUUAUGAAAUGGCCCGACUAUCCAAGCUAUAUUCUCCUCAAUGGAUGGCAUAAAGAUUUUGUGGUGAGAAGAGCUUUGAAGGCAGGCGAUGUGGUUGGAAUAUAUUGGGAUCCUUAUGGUUCUAAGCUUCAUUUUUGUGUUCUUUCUCGUCCGACGAUAAAAGCUAGCUCAGUUUCCGUACCAAUGGGUUCAGCAUCAUUUACUCCUCGUCCUGCAGGUCCAUAG